Molecule: messenger RNA, 1491 nt
Organism: Eucalyptus grandis
Lineage: Eukaryota; Viridiplantae; Streptophyta; Magnoliopsida; Myrtales; Myrtaceae
Product: zinc finger CCCH domain-containing protein 25
Exons: 9
Coding region: 125-1177 (350 amino acids)
Molecular function (GO): mRNA binding
Source: RefSeq, a predicted model, not a curated record
CCGGUUCUGUUCCUAAGACCGAGCCGAAACGCUUGAGGAUCGAGACGCGAUUGAGAGAACUGAGACUAUCUCCGGCGAGGCGACGAAGAGAGAGAGAGAGAGAGAGAGAGAGUGAGGGAGGAGGAUGACGAUCGACGACGAGAGCUCGGUGUACGUCGGAGGCCUUCCGUACAACGUCAACGACGACUCCCUCCGCGACCUCUUCGCCAUCUACGGCUCCAUCGUCGCCGUCAAGAUUAUUAACGAUCGUUCCACGAGGGGGAAAUGCUACGGCUUUGUCACGUUCACGAACCCGAGGUCGGCGAUCGAUGCCAUCAAUGACAUGGACGGAAGGACUAUCAAUGGACGGGUGGUUAGAGUUAAUGGGGUGAAGACUAGAGGAGGUAGAUGGGGCUUCGGCCGUGAGGGCUUGCCACGGAGCAAUGAGCGGGGCAUGGAUCGAGAACGAGGUAGACAUAGGGAAAGGGACUAUGAUCACGAUAGGGACAGGCAUUUGGAUCGGUAUAGUGACAGGUCUAGAGAGCGAGGUCGGUCUCGAGACCAUGACCUGGACAGGGAGAGAGAGUAUGAGCAUGCUCACGGUCAUGAUUAUGAAAGGGAUCAUCUCGUGGAUAGAGAUGAGGACGCCGGCAGGGAUGUGGUUGACGAUGAGCAAGAGCACAGCAGGGAGCACGUAAGGAUUCAUGACAUGGACACAGAUGGCGAUAUGCCGAUUGACAGAAGGGACCUUAAUGAUGCAAAUCAGUUUUCAAGGAAGCGGAGAGGUUCCAGUCCUAACAGCCUUCAUAGUAGGGAACUUUCAUCAGAUUUGCUUUAUGAUAGUUAUGAUCAGACUAAAGAGCAACUGGAGAUUUCAAUUCAGAAGCAUGAAGAACUGAAAGAUGAGAUCUCUCAUAUGGAAGAGACGUUGGAUGAAAAGCAACAAUUUAUCUUAGAACUGCAGAAGAAAUCUAAGAAAUUAGAGGAUUCUUUGACCUCUGCAAAAAAACUAACUUCUCGACGCAAGAUGCAGUUGACCAAGCUUCACAAAUGCUAUCUUCAAAUCAGAGACUACAGCAGCAAACUUAAAAGCUGUGAACAGGAACUGCAGUCCCUUGUUGAUUCGGCAUUGGCAGAAAGUGACUUUGGCAACGAUACUAGCUUAAGGCGUGGAGUACUGGUUAAUGGCAAUGCGUGACACGUCACUGAACUGUCGAAUCGAGAAGCAUGGUGGAUUAUUGGAUUAGUGUGGAGUUUUGUUUUCGGGUAUGGAUGUAAAUCUGCAUAGAGAUGCUGAAUUUAUGGGGAUUUAGAUAUUUGAUGUAUGAUGGUGGAUGUUAGAAUCUCGUCCCAUGUCAACUGCCAGAUGAGUUCUUGGUUUACCUUUGUUCUGGUUGUAGGGAAAAAUUCUUCUUAUGACAGCUUAUGGAAAGAAAAAACAUUACUUCAGGCUUCAGGGAGCAGAGAGUACCUUUGCAGAUUAAUAAUGGAGCAUUAUGCUUUGUAAAUGAA